AUGUCACCUCGAUUGGUGAUGAAACGUUUGCAAUCAAAUUGCCCAGCUCGGCAAACAAGCCAACGACCACCAGUAUACCUAUCUGCUAGGAAAAUGUCGGCAGCUCAGUGUAGAUGGUUGUUGGCUUGUUCGCUGAGCUGGGCCAUUUUGAUCCAAACGUUUCAUCACCAAUCGAGUGUUACGCGUGUGUUACUAUACGUACUGUUAGCCGGGGAUGACUUUUGUUCGCGAUUAGUUGUUCGGUCGGGCGGUUCCAUUGGUUGCCCCACUGUCCCGUGUCCUCAUUCGCCGAUGGCCACGUGA
This is a messenger RNA of Opisthorchis viverrini, 303 nucleotides long. RefSeq lists its product as hypothetical. The coding region runs from base 1 to 303 and encodes 100 amino acids. NCBI's taxonomy places the organism in Eukaryota, Metazoa, Platyhelminthes, Trematoda, Opisthorchiida, Opisthorchiidae. The record is from RefSeq and is a predicted model, not a curated record. The transcript has 3 exons.